CGCUGCCAGCGGCAGUGGCGCAUGCGCGGUUGAAGCUGGCCGAGGCCUUAGAGGUCCGAAGCUUGUUUGCGGCCCCGGCUUCCUCUCCUUGAGGCAGUUUUGCCCCCUGGGAGGGCGGGAAGAUGAGUAGCUCUGAAGAGGUUUCCUGGAUUUCCUGGUUCUGUGGCUUGCGUGGCAAUGAGUUCUUCUGCGAGGUGGAUGAGGACUACAUCCAAGACAAGUUCAACUUAACUGGUCUCAAUGAGCAAGUUCCCCACUAUCGUCAAGCUUUGGAUAUGAUUCUUGACUUGGAACCUGAUGAAGAGCUUGAGGACAAUCCCAAUCAGAGUGACUUGAUUGAGCAGGCAGCUGAAAUGCUCUAUGGGCUCAUCCAUGCCCGCUAUAUUCUCACAAACCGUGGCAUUGCGCAAAUGCUUGAAAAAUACCAGCAAGGAGAUUUUGGCUACUGUCCCCGGGUUUAUUGUGAGAACCAGCCCAUGCUGCCCAUUGGCUUAUCUGAUAUCCCAGGUGAAGCUAUGGUCAAACUGUACUGCCCUAAGUGCAUGGAUGUCUAUACCCCCAAGUCUUCCCGCCACCAUCAUACAGAUGGGGCCUAUUUUGGGACUGGCUUCCCUCACAUGUUGUUCAUGGUGCACCCCGAGUAUCGGCCGAAGCGGCCAGCCAACCAGUUUGUGCCCAGACUCUAUGGAUUCAAGAUCCACCCUAUGGCUUACCAGCUGCAGCUUCAGGCCGCCAGCAAUUUUAAGAGCCCAGUCAAAACUAUCCGUUGAUCUUCUCCAUCCAGUUGCCCAGAGUCCUGCUGUGAUAAUCCCCCCUUUAAUCCAGUCAGGGCUGCUUAUACUUUGAUUUUGGGUGAUGUCCACGGUGGACUGUUUUUGUCGCCCUCCAGCCUGAUUUUUAGUCUCAUUUCUGGUGUGUGAUUUAAAUUAAUAAUCAACUAUUUCUGUUAUUUCCCCAAAACACAGACUGUGACACACAAAUACAGUAACCAACUCGAUUGUCA
Molecule: messenger RNA, 1003 nt
Organism: Anolis sagrei ordinatus
Lineage: Eukaryota; Metazoa; Chordata; Lepidosauria; Squamata; Anolidae
Gene: CSNK2B
Product: casein kinase 2 beta
Cellular component (GO): protein kinase CK2 complex; cytoplasm
Molecular function (GO): protein kinase regulator activity
Source: RefSeq, a predicted model, not a curated record